UCAAAAUGGAGCUGCUUCCACGUUUCCACCCACCGCCUAGGCAGUGCUCAGAAGCACAGACAGACAGGCACUAAUCAGAAAAUGUUAGAGAGAGAGAGAGAGGGGGAGUGAAGCAGACGGCUGGACCCCUGAAAUCUAAAAUUUCUCUGACAAAUCCCGGAAAAUUUUCUCCUCUCUGUUUCUAUUUAUCACCCAACUCCCGCCAUUUUGUCUACACCAUCUGAUACCCUCUUUCACCUUUUAAUUCUUUCUCUUUUUUUUUCCACACAAGAAAAAGAAAAAGAAAAAAGAAAAAUUCCCCUGUUUCCAAGAUCCUCCUUUCUUUUGCUUCAAUUCCACUCCAAUUUCAUCCAAUUCUUUGUCUUUUCUUAUAGAUCAAAAAACCCAUUUCUCAGAACUGAUUAAAAAUAAUAGCUCAAUUUUUUUUCUUUUCAAAAUGGACGAGUUUGGUGUGUUAACAGAACGUUUUGGGUUAAAACCGCAAGGAAAAUCGGCUCCAAUGUCUGCAUCGAGAGGAACCAAUAACGCCCAAACUCGAGAUUUCCCUUCUUCAAACCCGAAAUCCAACUCAUAUUCUUCUAAAUCAACUUACAACUCCAAUUCAUAUAAUGGGUCUUUCAUGGAUGAUCGCGAAACUCUCUUCAGCAAUUCAAAAUCCCAGAAUUUUGGUGAUGAUUUUGACAUUUUUGGUGGUUUUCAAAAGAAUUCAAAACAGACGAGUACUGGGUUUGCUUUCGAUAUUGAUUCUGUGUUUUCAAGUACUAAAAGUUCGAGUGUGCAAUCGUCUUUUGUUGAUGAUAUAUUUGGUGGGUUAAAUGGGUCUAGUUCAUCAGUUAAUAACAAUAACAAUAACAACAACAACGAGGAUGGUGAUAUUUUUGGGGCGUUUACUUCUUCAAAGGGCGCCAAGCAAAGUGCACCAGUCAAAGAUUUGUUGGGGGGUUUCGGUACAAAAUUGAAGCCUCCGAGCCGUAAUGGAUCUGUUGGUUUUGAUGAUUUGAUACCUGGGUUUGGUCCCAGCAACUCAUCAAGGAAAGAAAAAAAUAUGCAUACAAUUACAACAGCAUUCACUUCAUCAGAGGACCCUUUUGCAGUACUUGAACAAACUUCAACCACAACAAAAUCGUUUACAGACCCACUGGAGGAAUUUGGUAAGUUUAAUCAUUCUGGAAGAACAGAACCUGCUGUUUCAUCAAAUUGUUCCCCACCAUUGAGACCCCCUCCAAAACCAGGACAAGUUUUGAAGACAGGAAAAGUUUUGGAUGUUUCUGCCAUAGAUGAACUGGAAGACUUUGCUAUGGGUAGGAUGCAAAACAAUGCUCGUAGUGUCUCUAAUGGUCACCAUGCUGGGGAAGUAAAGCAGAGCGCGGAUGAUCUAGAAUCAUUUUUUGGCAGGGUUUCUCAGUCUAGCAGUGUACCAAAGUUAAGGUCUGGAGUUCUGGACCCUCUAUUUGAUGCAAAGAUAAAUGGAAAGGGAAAGCCCGAAUUCCCUUUUAAAAAGGCUUCAAGCCCCUCACCUGGCAUAAGGAAGACUUCUUCUACAACAAAUGCACUUGGUGACCUUUCUUUGAUUUUUGGAGAUGCCACAUUAUCUGGAGAAUUUGAGGAAGUUGAAGGGGAAAGUGAAGAAAGAAGAAGAGCCAGAUGGGAUCGUCACCAGAGGACCAGGGAUCGUAUGGAACAAGCAGUUGCUGAUAUGAACCAGCGUGACCUUCAAACUUUGCAUGAGCAAGAGGAGAGGCGUAGGAUAGCUGACAAAAUGGAUGUUCAGAUAAAGCACUGGGCUGCAGGGAAGGAAGGCAAUUUGCGUGCACUGCUAUCAUCAUUGCAACAUGUGCUUUGGCCUGAGUGUGAUUGGAAACCAGUUUCACUGACAGAUUUGAUCACCUCUACCUCAGUGAAAAAAGUCUAUAGAAAGGCAACAUUAUGCGUCCAUCCUGACAAGGUUCAACAGAAAGGUGCCACUAUUCAACAAAAAUAUACUUCUGAGAAGGUUUUUGAUAUCCUCAAGGAAGCUUGGAACAAGUUCAGUAAGGAGGAGCUCUCUUGAAUGCCUUUGAUGAUGCGUCCUCCGAUUAUUUUGAGCCCCACCAUUUGGCAGUUAUACGACUUCCAUUUUGAGGUAAAUGUUCUUGCAUGCUGUGUCGAUCUUACACCCUUUAGGUGCAAUAUCUCCAUUACAACAUGAAUCCCGAGUCUCAUAACUUAGAGAUAUGCUAAUUGAAGAUCACUUCUGUUGUAUUUGAUGGUGUAAAUUAACGCUUCUUCUAGAAACAUCAGGUUUUACAACAUUUAUAGAAUCCUUCCCCAGGAAAAGUUUCAACUACCAUUCGGCAAUUGCUUUGAUGGUGAGAAUUUCAAUUUGCUCUCAUUUUUUAUUCUUUAUUAGCAUUUAGUAUUUGAGUUAUGGGGAAGGCGUGGGGGAUUUUCUUCUUUAUUGUAAUAAUGAUAUUCCAUGAGCCUGUGAAUUUAAUCCACUAAACAAUCAGAAAGGUGUGGUUGUUUUGCUGUGCAUUUAGCAGGCGCAAUUAAUUAAUGAUUCUUGAGUUACAAAA
Molecule: messenger RNA, 2555 nt
Organism: Populus trichocarpa (black cottonwood)
Lineage: Eukaryota; Viridiplantae; Streptophyta; Magnoliopsida; Malpighiales; Salicaceae
Product: auxilin-related protein 2
Exons: 9
Coding region: 437-2050 (537 amino acids)
Biological process (GO): clathrin-dependent endocytosis; clathrin coat disassembly
Cellular component (GO): vesicle; intracellular membrane-bounded organelle; cytoplasm
Molecular function (GO): clathrin binding
Source: RefSeq, a predicted model, not a curated record